Messenger RNA from Phodopus roborovskii (desert hamster), 1322 nucleotides. RefSeq names its product histone H2AX. Gene Ontology annotation, biological process: DNA damage response. The record is from RefSeq and is a predicted model, not a curated record. Lineage: Eukaryota; Metazoa; Chordata; Mammalia; Rodentia; Cricetidae. Gene Ontology annotation, molecular function: structural constituent of chromatin; DNA binding; protein heterodimerization activity. The transcript has a single exon. Gene Ontology annotation, cellular component: nucleosome. The coding region runs from base 49 to 480 and encodes 143 amino acids.
AGUUUCCUAUCGUCGCUGUUGCUCUCUUUCCUUUCUACCUCGUGUACGAUGUCGGGUCGUGGCAAAACCGGAGGCAAGGCCCGCGCCAAGGCCAAGUCGCGCUCCUCGCGCGCCGGCCUACAGUUCCCGGUAGGCCGCGUGCACCGGCUGCUGCGGAAAGGCCACUAUGCCGAGCGCGUGGGCGCCGGCGCCCCGGUGUACCUGGCGGCCGUGCUCGAGUACCUCACCGCUGAGAUUCUGGAGCUGGCGGGCAAUGCGGCGCGGGACAACAAGAAGACGCGCAUCAUCCCGCGCCACCUGCAGCUGGCCAUCCGCAACGACGAGGAGCUCAACAAGCUUCUGGGCGGCGUGACGAUCGCGCAGGGCGGCGUCCUGCCCAACAUCCAGGCCGUGCUGCUGCCCAAGAAGACGAGCGCCACCGUGGGGCCUAAGGCGCCGGCGGGCGGCAAGAAGGCCACCCAGGCCUCUCAGGAGUACUAAGGGAGCACGCUCCAUGCCCGCCCAGCCCUCCCCACACCUCCACAAAGGCCCUUUUAAGGGCCACCACCUCCCUCACGGAAAGAGCUGAGCCACUUAGGGCUGCGGGCCGAUUUGCCGCGUCCCCACUCCCUUUUCUCUGCUAUCGCGCGUUCCUGCCUCCCCUUCCCUGCACGGCCUCCGGGUCAGCCUCGGAGGACGCGGUUGCCGGAGCUUCUCCGGUCUCCGUCUCGAUGGGCCGUGCGGAGCGGUUGCGACACCUUCCAGAAGUCUCGGCCUUUUGCUGUGACGUACGGCCGAGGUGGGCCUGAAGGUGAGUUCCUCCGCAGCUGCAACCUGGGCGUCUUUUCUUCAGCUUGGUGCUUAGCCCUCGCCUGGACGGACCUUGCAGAAGUGACUUGAUUACCAGGCUUUGGUGAAGAGAAAUGGAUCAUAUUGUUUGGUCCUGUAUGUCCUCCUUGCUGGCCUCAUACCAGUUUACCCCAUCUUCAUUCAUAGGCCGGUGUGUGGUGUUGCCAGGACAAAAAUCACUGUAAUAUGAACCGGUUUUCUCCAGGAUACCUCCUGGAAAGGAUCUGGGAGAAGCUUUCAGGCCUGUGGACAGAAGAGCUGUGUUCCUGCCGCAGGAGGCUGGCAGCCAGGCCUAGCCAUCCCCUUUUUUCCACAGCGACUCAACUCACAACCCAAAUACCUAGAUACCAGCACAAGUCGGUGAAUCCCUGUGUGGACUGAGCCUCUGUUGGCUUCUGAACUGGAAUUUUGCAGCUAUCCCAAGUUUAGAACCUUAGGUAGUGGGGAAUUUCAAUGGGCUAAUUUUAUUAAAUGAUUGUUUGGUUUUUUAAAAA